Messenger RNA from Candidozyma auris, 882 nucleotides. Its product is annotated as transcription elongation factor DST1. Gene Ontology annotation, cellular component: nucleus. The coding region runs from base 1 to 882 and encodes 293 amino acids. Lineage: Eukaryota; Fungi; Ascomycota; Pichiomycetes; Serinales; Metschnikowiaceae. The record is from RefSeq and is a predicted model, not a curated record. The transcript has a single exon. Gene Ontology annotation, molecular function: RNA polymerase II transcription regulatory region sequence-specific DNA binding; zinc ion binding. Gene Ontology annotation, biological process: transcription elongation by RNA polymerase I; transcription antitermination; transcription elongation by RNA polymerase II.
AUGGACGUGAAAGACAUAAAGUCAACGGUCUCCAACUUGGAGAAGUCAACGGAUGACACGACGAUCUUGAAGCUUUUGAACAUCCUCAACGACGGCAUCGAGCCCACAGAGAAGCUCUUACGAGAAACAAAAGUUGGUGUAGCGGUGAACAAGUUCCGGUCAAAUGGAAACAGCGAAAUCAGCACGUUAGUGAAGAGAAUGAUCAAGAAAUGGAAGGAGGUAGUGCAGAACGAGAAGAACGCUAAAAAGGCACAGUCAGCUAAAGACACUUCAUCGUCUCCUUCUGGCUCAGCUACGCCAGCAAGACCAGCUCCAGGCUCCACAGGAGGCAAAUUCCACAGUGGGCCUCGAAACCCGAAGACCGACGGCGUUGAUACCACCAUCUACGACAACGCGACCCGAAACGCCUCGGUAAGCGCCUUGUACACUGCAUUAGCAAUAGAACGAGACGACGAUUCAAAAACCAUCAUAAAUGUGGCAAUCAAGAUAGAGAGUGAAGUGUUUGCCGAGGAAUACAGUAAAGUAAACGACGUAUACAGAAAUAAGUUGAGAACGCUCACGAUGAACUUGCGGAACAAGAAGAAUCCAGACUUAAGAGCCAAUUUGUUGACCGGAUCGUUAAAACCAGAGAAGUUCAUCAAAAUGACCCCCAACGAGAUGGCUCCUGAGGCGUUGAGACAGGAGAUGGAGAAAUUGCACAAGCAAAAUCUUUUCGACGCUCAGGGUGCUACAGAAAAGAGAGCUGUCACUGAUAGGUUCACGUGUGGCAAGUGUAAGCACAAGAGGGUGAGUUACUACCAGAUGCAGACGAGGUCUGCCGAUGAGCCCUUGACGACGUUUUGUACGUGUGAAAAUUGCGGCAACCGCUGGAAAUUUUCUUAG